AUGUCCAUUUCAAUCCCAACACCCUUACAGACCCUCUCUUCAUCAAGAACUCUUUCGGGCGGCUCGAGCACAGCACAAGUAUUCUUUAACAAAAGAUUUCCACAUCAUUCUCUUACUAACUCCAGCAAUAUUGCCUGGAAAACGACAACGAUUCGAAUGGGGGGUGGGCCCAGGACAUACCCAGGAGGGGUUUCGAAGUGGCAAUGGAAGAGGAUGCAGGCCAAAAAAGCCAAGCAGCUUCUCAAAGCCCGGUUGGCACGAGAACGGCAAAUCUAUGAGAUGCGAAAGAGGGCCGAGCUUAAGGCUGCGGUAUCUGAACUAGAGAAGCCAUGGGAGGUUGUUGAGAAGGCUCCCACUUUGUUCUCUGUGAGUACUGACGAGCAGUUGAAAGUCUUGGCUGAUCGGUUCCAGAAGCCCGGAGGGUUGGACUUGUGGUCUGAAAGAGAUGGACCGGAAUUGUUCAGACCUGAUAAUGGGAUGUCCACGGCUAGGUUUUUCCCCAAGGGGGUUGUUCAUAGCAUCAAGCCCUAUGGGAAAAUUGAGAAACCUAGUGAUAGCUCGGGCAAUGAGAGUGAUGGGGAAAUGGGUUUGCAAAGAAAAGGUUAUAAUAAGAAUGCAAGACAAACGAGACUUGGAUUGAAUAACAAAGGAAAUUGGGAUGAUUUUACAGAAGAGAAUUUUAAGGAUGUGUCAAAUGAAGGUAAUAGUGGACCUUUUCCAAGCAGAAGGUUUGGGAAGAAGGGGAAUAGGAUUAAGUAUUCAAGUGACUCGGAGGGGUCGGAUGCAAGGGAAAAUGGAGUUCACAGCAGAGCUGGAGAGCGUAGGAGGGGCAAUGGCUAUGAGAAGAGUAAAGAUUCAAAAGUUUAUGACAUGAAUUUGCAAAAUGAUGGGAGUUAUGGGUUUUGA
This is a messenger RNA of Fraxinus pennsylvanica, 906 nucleotides long. Lineage: Eukaryota; Viridiplantae; Streptophyta; Magnoliopsida; Lamiales; Oleaceae. The record is from the annotation of a GenBank genome assembly.